Messenger RNA from Octopus bimaculoides (California two-spot octopus), 3674 nucleotides. RefSeq names its product carbohydrate sulfotransferase 11. Gene Ontology annotation, cellular component: membrane. The record is from RefSeq and is a predicted model, not a curated record. Lineage: Eukaryota; Metazoa; Mollusca; Cephalopoda; Octopoda; Octopodidae. Gene Ontology annotation, biological process: carbohydrate biosynthetic process. Gene Ontology annotation, molecular function: sulfotransferase activity.
GGGAUCGUGUAUCACACAGUAAUGUUCUCGUGUAAAAGGAGGGGAGGACAGUUUAGGUUUGGCCGUGGAAAGAAAAGCCUGCGGAAAAGACCACUGUAACCUUGGUCAAUAUUCUCAUUGAAGAAACUAUAACAGUAAGUGACUCUCUUUUGCCUUUUUGUUUUCUUUUGUUUUUUCUUGGAUUUUUUUAUUUUUUUAAUUUUUUUUUUUAGUUCAUAGGGUUAUGCUCAAGAUGGCUCCGUCGUUCACAUGUGCCAUCCUUGCUACAUUCACCCAUCUUUUUUUAGAUAGAUAGAUAGAUAGAUAGAUAGAUAGAUAGAUAGAUAGAUUGAUAGAUAGAUAGAUAGAUGGGACAAAUAGAUAGAUAGGAAAGCUAUAAUCUUAGACCAGGCAGGUUUAGGUCUAACUGAAGAGAAAUCAGCCCGGAGACCAACAGCAGAAAACUAGAAUAUGUAAAGUUAGAAACAUUGUCCCAUUCUAUAGGAAGGGGCAUCCCAGAUGGACAGAUCCACUGAGGUUUUUCUUGUCUUGACUGUUUGGCAUAGAAACUAUUGAAGCCAGUGCUUUCGAAUAGUAGUAAGCUAUACUGGUUUGCCUCAGCAGCAGUCAAAGCGAAGAGAUCCUAGCGCAGAACUGUCGGUCGGGCAGGCGAGCGGCCGUAAUGCAUAGAACGAAUAGAGUCUCAUACAGCGAGGAGAAAAACUAUGAGAAAAUAUAAACAGAGCCGAACUGGAUGUUGCGACGAUGCUUGGGUUUAACAGAGGAAUGAAAGGGUGGACGAAAGCAGAAAAGACGGAGACAAUCGUUUGAGAGAAGAGAGAUGAGGCUGAUGUGUGAUGCUGGUCGUCCUACGAAAGAAUAACAGCCGAAAUAUUCGUUUUAAAGAGAAUUUGGAGGUACUAGUUCGAAAGAAGAUGCUGAAUGUAUGUAGAGUGAUUUCGUCUCACAGAAUACUUGUGGUUCUUACAGGAUUUCUUCUUGUUGCUGUUUUCAUAUUUAUUGAUACCAAGAUGUUAGUGUGUAAAAGAACAGAAAUCAACGUCAGUUCAGAGCAGAACGACAAAUUAAGUGGAAGAAUGUUUAUCGACAGGAAGAACCACUUACUCUACUGCUCCGUGCCAAAGAUUGGUUCCACUUUCAUGAAACGUCUUUUAUUAAUUCUCAGCGGCAAAAUGAAAAAAAGUUCUAUUGUUGAAAUUAAAACGAAAUUGGCUCAUAAGAUAAGAUUAGAAAAUGUGAAUAUCUUAGACAUAAAUUCAGCUUCCAUCAAUGGUUGUUUCGCUAACUUCUAUAAACUUUUGGUUGUUAGAAAUCCAUAUGAGAGGUUAUAUUCGGCUUACCUGGACAAGUUCGUGAGACCAAACGGUUUAUAUUAUAAACUUGGUAAAAAAAUCAUUAAAAUGUUUCGAAGCAAUCCAUCAUCUCAAAGUUUAUCAUGUGGAGACGAUGUAACGUUUCCGGAAUUUAUAAAAUAUUUCAUUUAUUCUUUGCAAACCGGAAAUCUAACUGACCCUCAUUUCAUACCAAUACACAUGCUCUGUCAGCCCUGUCUUUUUGAUUAUAAAGUCAUAAGACUUGAAGAUAUUUCUGUGGAACUACCAAAAUUUUUACAUUCUAUAGGAAUAAACUUUAUAUCACCAAGUGAUUAUUUAAAAGAAACAAGAUUACUCGACGAAGCUAAACACAUAGAAUAUUUAUUUGAAAGAAACAGUCCCCUAGUUAAAAACUGUCUAUCGUCUACAGAGGUACUGAGACGACUGUGGAAGAGAGAUCAAAUUAGGGGUUUUAUAAAAACGAACUACUCUUUCCCUUUAGAAGACAUAUUACUUCCUCAUCUGCCAAAGACACAGAUAUUCAAAAUGUUUUUCUCUUACUACCAAAUGUCUUAUCGGAAAGACAGAAGGGCUAGCUAUCGAACUGCUAUGCUCGCAGCGUAUUCACAAUUGUCUCCAAGGGAUUUUCAACUCACUCAACAAUAUUUAGAGACGGACUGCAAAUUAUUUGGUUAUAAAUCAUUACAAAUGGAAUAUUAGAAGCUGAUAUUUGCUGAAAUUAUGAUAGAACAGAAGAUGUUUAUGGUUACAGCAACAAGAGAAUCUACAUUUAUCCAUCGCACACCUUCAUUCUUUAAUAUGUAUUAACCAUCAACACCACUACCAGCACGUGGUCGUGACGACAGAGGAGUUUGUGGUGGUGGUGGUGGUGAUAGCCGAUCUUCCGACCGGAACAAGGAAACUAUAUUUCCAUGUAUCUUUUCCAUAGCUGAUACUAUCCGUUGGCCCAAACUCUAGCCGUGUAAGAAGAAUAUACUGGAGCAAUCACUACUUUUGGAAAAUCUUGAAAGGAAAUGUCUAUCAAAUAGACUGGUUUAAAAUAUUUUAAAAUCAACAUACAACGACAUUUUAAAUGAGCAGAAAGCAGUGUGCAUGACAAAACGUUUCCUAAGACAUCCCUGUAUUAUCAGAACUAACACAGUUACGACAACGAAGUCUUUGAAAAUACAAAAUAAUUAAAACUAAAGCGUAUAAGAACAAUUAGUUUUUCUGUUACAUAAUUACCAAUAUGUUUUAGUAUUUUUAGAUUUUGCAGACAGGAAAAAAAAUUAUAUCAGAUAAUUACGAUUACAUUAUAUUUUAAAUCAAAUCUGUGUGCAGUGAACAGCUGCUUCACAACCUGCAACGCUGCUAACUUCAUUGUAAAUAUACGGUUAUACCAAUAAUUAUUGUUGCACUCGGUUAUUGAUGGUAAAACUCUCUUUAAUAAUCUAGAGGAGUUAGGCUUUUCAAGAAAAGGAAAGGGAACAGUAAAAAUACGCAAUACUUUUUAAAGAUUGAUAAGUAACAAUUAUCGUUCUUGUUAUUAAAAUACUCGUGAUGGAACUUUUUGUUUCUUUGUUAGAAACUAGCACCCUUCUUCUAUGAAGAAUACUAAGGUGUGUGUGUGUAUAAUACAUACAUACAUAUAUAUAUACAUAUAUAUAUACACACACACACACUUUAUUUGCGGGCUAACAAGGCUACCAAUUGUUUCAUACAAAAUUUUCUCAUCCAAAAUGGAGACGAGUACCAACGCUCUCAUGCAGUACGCUCGAACAAUUGUAAGGAAUAUCUUUACAUGAAACUAUUGGUACCUUUGUUGACUCACAGACAAAAGAAUAUUUAUCCACCAAUGCAGUGUUGAGCACCCAUUCUCACUGUUCGAUAUUAGUAUGCAUAUAUAUAUAUAUAUAUAUAUAUAUAUAUAUAUAUAUAUAUAUAUAUAUAUAUAUAUAUGAAAGCAUGCAUACAUAUAUACAUAGAUGCAUUACAUGUAUAUAUGCUUUCACAUCAUCAUUGAUGUCGUUUUAACAUCCACUUUUCCCUGUUCAUGGAAUUUGUCGAGGCGGGUUUUCUUUGAGUGGAUGCCCUUCCUGUCACCAACCCUCACCUGUUUCCAAGCAAGGUUAUAAUAUUUCCCCCUUACCAUACACGUUUUCACGGAACAUUUGAAACAAAAGACACCCACAACUAUCACGCGAUGUCAAGGCAACGAAAUGCUAACUCACACACACAAAUUUGUAAUGCAUUCCUAAAACUGGUUUCAAUGGUUCAAAGACCAAUUAAGUACUUAAAUAUUCGUAAAGAUGUGUACACAUUUUUUUUUAAUGAAUUAAACUGGUUACUUUAUUAGCAAAA